Molecule: messenger RNA, 3319 nt
Organism: Daucus carota subsp. sativus
Lineage: Eukaryota; Viridiplantae; Streptophyta; Magnoliopsida; Apiales; Apiaceae
Product: replication factor C subunit 1
Exons: 23
Coding region: 155-3142 (995 amino acids)
Biological process (GO): DNA repair; DNA replication
Cellular component (GO): nucleus; DNA replication factor C complex
Molecular function (GO): ATP hydrolysis activity; DNA clamp loader activity; ATP binding
Source: RefSeq, a predicted model, not a curated record
AAGAUAUUACCAACAAAAACUCUAUUUGCUUUUGUUUGUUUAGGUUAACAGAUUUUAAGAACACCAAGGAGCAGCUAAGUGAGUAGCAGAAUCGUUCACACUCUUCGAUUCCACCGACGUGGAGGCGGAGGAGGUUCUACAUCAGUCGACGAAAAUGUCUUCAGAUAUUAGGAAGUGGUUCAUGAAGCAUAAUGAUAACAAGGGUAAUGGCAAUGCCAGUAAAGAUAAACUCGAAAACCCCGAGAAGCCCGACAAGCAAGAAAAAUCUGGGCGCGAAGGUCAAGAAAGUUCGGGUAGAAGGAAAUGUAGCCCGUAUUUUGAUAAACAAAAGAUUAAAAAUGAGAAGGAAAUCGAGGAACCUAAAAGUGAAACGAAAACCCCAAUUAGGAAGAAGCUUCAGAAAGUUGAGGAUGCUGAAGAUGAUGAUGAUUUUGAGAUGCCUAGUUCGAAAAGAAAAGGUUUAGUUGAAGUGACACCCAACAAGAGAUCAAAGAGUGGAGUGGGUAGAGGAGCUGCAAAGAAGGGUAUUGAUCUUGAUGAAAGUGACGAGGAUGAUGUGAAGGUUAAAGCGACGAAAUCUACUCCGAAAUCAGCUGGUAGGGGCCGUGGUGGGAAGGCCGUCUCAGUAGCCACUAAAGAUGAAAGUGAUGACGACGAUGCUGAAGACAAAGAUACAAAGUCUCAAAAGCCCGGAGGACGAGGUCGUGGUGGUAGAGGUACAUCAGCUGCGGCACCAGGUGGUGGAAGAGGCAGAGGAGGAGGUGGUGGUGGACGUGGGGGUUUCAUGAAUUUUGGCGAAAGAAAGGAUCCCCCGCACAAGGGAGAAAAGGAAGUCCCUGAAGGAGCUCCAAAUUGUUUGGCUAAUUUGACUUUUGUAAUUAGUGGAACCCUUGACAGUCUGGAAAGGGAAGAAGCUGAAGAUCUAAUUAAAAGACAUGGUGGUCGCAUAACUGGAUCCGUCAGCAAGAAGACGAAUUAUCUCUUGUGUGAUGAAGAUAUCGGGGGACGGAAAUCCAGUAAAGCAAAAGAGCUAGGCACUGGCUUUCUUACUGAAGACGGGUUAUUUGAUAUGAUCCGUGCAUCAAAGCCAUCUCCGGCCACUGCCCAAAAUGAAACAAAGAAAUCUAUUGAAAAGACAGUCGCAUCCACUCCAAAGAGCAGUCCGCAACAAUUGGCAAUCAGCAAAGAGCAAGCCAGGAUUUCCCCAGUCAAGAACUCAAUUAAUAAAGGUAGGGGCCAGAGUGCCUCUCCAGCCAAGAAAAAAUCUCAAAGUACUGAGCAUCCUUCAUUGUCAUGGACAGAAAAGUAUAAACCAAAGGUCCCGACUGACAUCAUAGGGAAUCAAUCACUAGUUAAGCAGCUGCAUGAGUGGCUGGUUCAAUGGAACGAGCAGUUCUUAAAUACCGGGCACAAAGGAAAAGGUAAAAAACCUAUUAAUGCUGGUGCUAAAAAAGCUGUACUACUGAGUGGUACACCUGGCAUAGGAAAGACUACAUCGGCGAAGUUAGUAAGUCAGAUGCUUGGUUAUGUAACAGUUGAGGUAAAUGCUAGUGACAGUCGAGGAAAGGCUGAUGGAAAAAUUGAAAAAGGAAUUGGUGGAAGUACUGCAAAUUCUAUUAAGGAACUAGUCAGUAAUGAAGCCCUGAGUGUUAAAAUGGAUCGCCCGAAGCAUCAGAAGACGGUUCUGGUUAUGGACGAGGUUGAUGGAAUGUCUGCUGGAGAUAGAGGUGGAGUGGCAGAUCUUAUUGCUAGUAUUAAGAUCUCAAAAAUUCCGAUUAUUUGCAUAUGCAAUGACAGAUACAGUCAAAAACUGAAGAGUCUUGUGAAUCAUUGCCUGCUUCUUAACUACCGUAAACCUACAAAGCAGCAGAUGGCAAAGAGGUUGGCGCAAAUUGCAAAUGCAGAAGGUCUUAAGGCUGAUGAGAUUGCGCUGGAGGAACUUGCAGAAAGGGUCAACGGAGAUAUGCGCAUGGCUCUGAACCAGUUGCAAUACAUGAGUCUUUCGAAGUCCGUCAUUAAAUAUGAUGACAUAAGACAGCGACUACUGAGCAGUUCAAAAGAUGAAGAUAUAUCACCUUUCACAGCAGUUGACAAGCUGUUUGGAUUUAAUGCUGGGAAGUUGGGGAUUGAUGAAAGGGUUAAUCUAAGCAUGAGUGAUCCUGAUCUUGUCCCUCUUAUAAUUCAGGAAAAUUAUGUUAAUUAUAAACCAAGUUCGGCUGGCAGAGAUGACAAUGGGCUGAAAAGAAUGAGCUUGAUCGCUCGUGCUGCGGAAUCUAUUGCAGAUGGUGAUAUAAUUAAUGUGCAGAUUCGGAGAUAUCGACAGUGGCAACUCUCUCAGAGUAGCUCUCUGUCAUCCUGUAUAAUACCCGCUGCUUUAUUGCAUGGCCAGAGGGAGAUACUUGAACAGGGUGAACGCAAUUUUAAUAGAUUUGGCGGGUGGUUGGGAAGGAACUCCACAAUGGGCAAAAAUUACAGGCUAUUGGAUGAUCUGCAUGUUCAUCUACUUGCUGCUCGUGAAUCUAAUUUGGGGAGGACUACCUUGCGACUUGACUAUCUUACUCUUCUUCUGAAGAACUUAACUGAUCCACUUCGGAUGCUUCCCAAGGAUGAAGCUGUUGAGAAAGUUGUGGAAUUCAUGGACUCUUACUCUAUUAGCCAAGAAGACUUUGAUGCUAUUGUCGAGAUAUCAAAAUUCCAGGGGCACCCAAAUCCUUUAGAGGGCAUUCUGCCGGCCGUGAAAGCUGCCCUAACCAAGGCAUACAACAAAGGAAGCAAGUCACGAGUAAUCCGUACAGCAGAUCUGAUUACACUUCCUGGAUUGAAGAAGGCUCCUAAGAAGCGUAUUGCUGCAAUGCUGGAACCAGCAGAUGAUGGCUUGGAGGGUAAAGCUGAUGAGGCAGAAAAUGAGGAAGGAAAUUCUUCCGACGAGGAAUUGGAUGACAAAAAUGAUGGCGGUAAAGCAGUGCAGUUGGAUCUCCAAAAUCUUAGUUCGAAGGGAAUCCAAGUACAGAUGGACUUAAAGGGUGCAGAAAAAACAAGUGGCAAGAAGACAGGUUCAGGCAGGGGAAAAAGAGGGGCUUCUGAAGUAGUAGAAAAAGGUGCCGGGCGUGGUUCUGGGUCUGCUGCCAAAAGAAAAAAAUGAAAUUGAAUGAUUAGGGUGAAUAAUGCUAAGAUUUCUUCUAUUGUAAGUAUUAACGGUUUUGAUUUGCACUACUGUGAUGUGGUAAUGUGAAAUGAGGAAAUGGUACGUAUGUUUGAUUGUUUUUCUGUAAGAGCUUAUGGAAUUUUGCUGUGUUAUGGGUACUGCGCUUCCUCGUUA